AUGUCCUGUUGGCGCGUGUUGAAGCUUUCCGACGAGCCAGGAGACAAACAAGUCCCCCAGCUCCUCAUCAAACCUGCAUUUCAUUCGGAUUCGUACAUACUGCAUCUUACAGACCUGAGUAACAUAUGGAGCGAAGAGUCAGACUUGGACGGUAUAGUGAACCGAGCUUCACAGGAGCAAUCACCUAUUGAAGUCAGCAAACAAGAUACGGCGCAGCUUUCCAUCCUCCUCCACAACAUCAAGAAGUCCCUAGUCAACGACGAUGAUGCAGUGUGCCAAAUGACUCGUAUUGAUGGCAAUGGCAUCACAUUACAUACGAGUAUAUGUCUUCCAGAGCCACUCGACCGCUUGACAUGGAAGUUCUAUCUGAAGAAGCGUCCCUCUACAGUUCUCGAAAACGAACUCAUUCUUCCACUCCUUGUAUCCUCGCACAUACAACACGAACGCAUCAACAGACUCAUAACCACGAUCAAUAGCAAAGACAAUGCAAUUACUCGACUUGCGGACCACUUCGAUUCCAACAACAUGGACUUUGCUGCAGCUUUCCCUAGCAUCGGUGGCACCAAGUCAGGGAAGAGAAUGAUUAAACGCGAGCAAGCGGCCAAGCACAUUCCCGCAUUACAAUCUUUUCGAGAAGAUGCAUGGAGGCAGGAAACAGAGCAAUUGCGAGAUUCCGAUGUAACUACACUAGGCUUGUUCCAGGAAGCGUUGGCCCACAGUACGCCGGAUGUGCCGAUACAACUGAAAUCGGGAGAUCGUGAGCAAGACUGGUGGACUGCAGUACCGACUCAUUUGAGUUCUAAGACCGCCGCCAAGAGGCGAACAAUGUCUCCACCGCCAAUAAAACCAAAUGACGUCGUGGCCGGGUCGAGUGACGAAGAGACAGAAGACGAGUUUGAGAAUCACGAGCACUUCAAUACUCAUACCAUCGCCACCAAGCCCGCUGAGAUCCCAGUUCCAACGCCAAGCUCAUCUCCAAAUGGAGCACAGAGCACCUCAGAAGAUAGUACCGAGGACGAAGAUGACCUUGACGUGCCUCCAAUGAACGGUAGUCAGAGUCAAGGACGCGCCCUACAGACGUCUCCAGGCCGGAAGCCAUCACCAAAACACUCUCCACUGCACAAAGCAACAGAUCCGCCAGCGGCAAAAACGAAGGUCAAUACAUUUCGUAUCGGUGGCAAGUCGAAAGCACUAAUAGAGCCACCACCAUCAGCAACAAUAGUUACAGGGACAGAUACUCACCCGGAUGAUCUUCUGCCAACUAGAGAAUCUGUACCUCCCUGUUCGCCACCCACACAAACAAUCACGACACUGAAGAAAGCCCGAAAGCCAUUUAAAAUUGGUGGAAAAGGGAAGGAUAUAGAUAGAGAGACUUCACAGAGUGCUUUCCGAGCUAGGCAGACGCAGUCUCCUACCGUGGAGCCCCCGUCCUUCCCACCGCUGCACGAAGCAGUGAGGGAACCUACUCCCAUCAAGGAAGUAAUUGAAGAGACGCCUGAAGAGAAAGCAGAGCGGAGACGAGCUGAGCUCAAAAGGAAGAACGGGGAAGCCGCAAAGAAGCUGGCACAAGCAAAGAAGAAGAAGAGAUUUUGA
Molecule: messenger RNA, 1593 nt
Organism: Pyrenophora tritici-repentis Pt-1C-BFP
Lineage: Eukaryota; Fungi; Ascomycota; Dothideomycetes; Pleosporales; Pleosporaceae
Product: XLF domain containing protein
Biological process (GO): double-strand break repair via nonhomologous end joining
Cellular component (GO): DNA ligase IV complex; nucleus
Molecular function (GO): DNA end binding
Source: RefSeq, a predicted model, not a curated record